This is a messenger RNA of Coccomyxa subellipsoidea C-169, 1890 nucleotides long. RefSeq lists its product as hypothetical. The transcript has 8 exons. The coding region runs from base 133 to 1389 and encodes 418 amino acids. NCBI's taxonomy places the organism in Eukaryota, Viridiplantae, Chlorophyta, Trebouxiophyceae, Coccomyxaceae. The record is from RefSeq and is a predicted model, not a curated record. Gene Ontology annotation, molecular function: protein binding.
GCCAUUUUUCUGUUGAGAUCAGAACAAAACGAAGAUAGAUAGAUGCUCGAUGUACCUUUUCGUCCGUGUUCUCCAGUAUUGAGUCAAAUCAAGAAUAUACCGUGAUCAGUCCAGCUUCAGACAGACCUGAAUAUGAGGCUGUCUCUUGUACUAACCGUAUUCUUGUUCGUGCUGCCACAAGAAUAUUACGCACAAUUCCAGUAUCCCCUGACUUUUGGGCAAGCUGCUCGGGUCAAUCCUCUCGAUUUUGUCAGAGAGUUGUCCCACCUGCCUCUGCAGCAACAACGCCUCUAUCUCAUGAUCAUUGGCGAGGGUCUCAAGAAUCGUCAAGACCUGGCUUGCAACCCCUUUGGAGGCGCGGAUGCCUGCGUGCCCGUUAAUGCCUCUUCCAAGUUUGCUGGUUUGUGCCAUGACUAUGAGCUCAAGGUCGACUGCAUAUAUAUGUCUGAGGAAGAAUUGGAUGUGGACGAUGAUCCCACGGAUGAUUUGGCCAAAGCCAUGAAAGAAAGAGGUGUGGGGAACCUCAAAGACGCGUGUGAGCAAUGCUUCGAAAACCAGCGCAGCUUCUGGUGCGCGCAGACGGUGCCAAAGUGUGGCAGCUUUUCUGCGAGCAUCGAGCGGGCCCUUCUCCCUGCAAUCGCGGCUAUUGACAACGCAAGGGACUAUGGGAAGACGCAGCUGGAUGCUCUCUCCGAGGCUGUUCCCCUGCUCCUCAAUGCAUCCAGCCUCACGAUGCCGUGUCGAGAAAUGUGUGAGGCAGUUGUGGCCACGUGCGGCUGCAACAAUGAUUACAGCUUCGGCAAGCUGCUAGAUGCUUGGAUGACAAAGGGAAGCAAACUUUCGGAUCGCAGAAACGCGCUGCCAGCAGGAUUCACAGCUGGCGCCUUCAGCAAGCUCUAUGACAUGCCGUUGUGCUCGCUGUUCUCUCCAUCGACGGCGCGUGGUUUCAGCGGACAUUGUGAAGCCCUUCCCAAGACAUGCUCAGAUCCGCAGCAGUGGUGCCAUGGCGAUGGAGAUCAGAACAAUGGGGCGAUGGUUGUGCAAGAGCUGAUGGCGGGUCAGCUCGCCACCUCUCUGUUCGGCUGGGCUGGCGGCCUGUUCACGGAUCAACAGCAGAUGCUGGACGCCGCUGAUGAUGAGGGUGUCAAGAACCUCUUGUCUGACUACACUCCAGGUGCAAAGAAGCAGCACGGAGGUUCGCAUGUGGCGCUGGUGCUACUCCUAACGGUCGCAUGCCUUGUCUUGUUGGCAGCAUGUGUGUUGAUCUGGUACAGAUAUGGCAGCACAUUCAUGCGGGGCCGCUCUGCCACAAAUGAUGGGGGCUAUGUGUCCCUUGGCGUGGUGGACUCUACCCAUGCGUAUGAGCCACCUGCAGAGCAAAGGCUGUAGUUUUCUUCCUGAAUUGUCCUUGGGCAGCUUGCCGGCAAAUCUCAUUGCCAAGAAGGUGUGAAGAAUCCAAACCGAAGUCACGUUGAAUACAAAGUUCCUUUUUUGGCAGACGCAGAUAGCCAAAUCAUUUCACAUGAUGUGAACUACAUCAAUAUGUACCAAAAACUCCUCACAACCUCUUUCUUGAAUUGUAUCAUUGCCAUAUGUACUGUAUACUAUGUAGUUCUUGUAGUGCAUGUACGGUGGCAGACUUGCAAAUGCAGUAUCAUACGGUAUGUCUCGAGAUGCAACCCUCGUGCGUGCCAAUGGAUGGGCCAACCUAUAUCCUUUCACCAUGUGACUGCAUUGUUGUGAUUUGGGCAGUGCUGGGCUAAUUUGUUGCAGAUGAUGCAUGACUAAUGCAAUAUUAUUCUUUGUGCUUCCUUGGGCUUUGGGGUUAUCUUUGCUCCAGCUGUUGUUAUAAUUUAUGAUUUAAAUUUAUAACUUAUGGUUUAUUGAUUU